UCCAGCCGGCCAGACCAGUGCAGGUGAGAGUGAAGCAGCUCUCAGGGUCCUGGCUGGACCUGACGCGGAGUCCCAGCACCACCAUCCAGCAGAUCAAGGGGGAGAUUGAGCGCUUGUGGCACAUCCCUCCCUACCAGCAGCGCCUGGCCCUGCAGGACACUGACCUAGACAGCCAGAAGGUCCUGGAUGAUAAUGGCACCUUGGCAUCACACGGCAUCUUCUAUGAUGUCACGAUCCUGCUUCUCCAAACCCAGCCUCAGGAAAUGGAGAUCUUCGUGAAGGGCCAUGAUGGCAGGACCUACACCUUUGGCGCCCGGCCUACAGACACCGUGCAGAACCUGAAGGCCAAAAUCCAGGCCAAGCUGAAAGUCCCUGUGGACCAGCAGCGCCUCACGCACAAUUCCCAGGAGCUGGAAGAUCGCCACCCGCUCACUUACUAUCACAUCGAGAACCACAGCACCAUCUACCUGCUCUUGCGUCUCCGCGGUGGGUGCAGAUCUCCCAGAGCCCUCAGCCCCCCUCUUGCCACAGUGCUGUAGACUGGUAGCUGACUGUGGCCCAUGGUGAGGACAUGGCUUGCAGGAGAUGCCCCAAUCUCCAGGGGAAUUCUAUCGCAUGCCACCUUUCACGGCUUUCCUAAGGCAGUUCAUGCUCCUGUAGUCUCCCUAUCCUCCCACAGGGCUCAGUCCACUCUGGGCACCAUCUCCAGUGCCUCCCUACAUCCCUCUUGGCACCUGGGUGACCCAGUUUGAACUGUGUUUUGGUGUAGCAGAAAGCCCCCUUUUCCUCUAGCCUGCAUUUGCUCUCCCCUCUUUGGAUCUGUUUCUCUUCUUCUACCUUUUCUUCCUUCCUCUUUCUUUCAGUAUAA
Alligator sinensis (Chinese alligator) is the source of this 868-nucleotide messenger RNA. Its product is annotated as ubiquitin-like. Gene Ontology annotation, biological process: modification-dependent protein catabolic process; protein ubiquitination. Gene Ontology annotation, molecular function: protein tag activity; ubiquitin protein ligase binding. Lineage: Eukaryota; Metazoa; Chordata; Crocodylia; Alligatoridae. Gene Ontology annotation, cellular component: nucleus; cytoplasm. The transcript has a single exon. The coding region runs from base 264 to 539 and encodes 91 amino acids. The record is from RefSeq and is a predicted model, not a curated record.